Molecule: messenger RNA, 6117 nt
Organism: Ornithorhynchus anatinus (platypus)
Lineage: Eukaryota; Metazoa; Chordata; Mammalia; Monotremata; Ornithorhynchidae
Gene: RPTOR
Product: regulatory associated protein of MTOR complex 1
Exons: 34
Coding region: 15-4073 (1352 amino acids)
Biological process (GO): cellular response to starvation; regulation of autophagy; TORC1 signaling
Cellular component (GO): cytoplasm; TORC1 complex
Molecular function (GO): protein-macromolecule adaptor activity; protein binding
Source: RefSeq, a predicted model, not a curated record
CUUCCCCCUCCGCCAUGGAGGCCGACGGGCUCCCCGCCCCGCUCCUGGGGCUCGGAGGGCCCGCGCCGGGACCGGCCGCCGCCCCGGCCGCCGCCGCCACCGCCGACGACGACGAGGCCGCAGACCUGGCCGACUGGAACCUGCCCCUCGCCUUCAUGAAGAAGCGCCACUGCGAGAAGAUCGAGGGCUCCAAGUCCCUCGCCCAGAGCUGGAGGAUGAAGGACCGGAUGAAGACGGUGAGCGUGGCCCUGGUCUUGUGCCUGAACGUGGGCGUGGAUCCCCCGGACGUGGUGAAGACGACGCCCUGCGCCCGGCUAGAGUGCUGGAUCGAUCCUCUGUCAAUGGGUCCUCAGAAAGCUCUGGAAACCAUCGGGACGAAUUUGCAGAAACAGUAUGAAAACUGGCAGCCGCGGGCCCGGUAUAAGCAGAGCCUCGAUCCCACCGUGGAUGAAGUCAAGAAGCUCUGCACGUCCCUGCGUCGCAACGCCAAGGAGGAGCGGGUUCUCUUCCACUACAACGGGCACGGGGUGCCCAGGCCCACCGUCAACGGGGAGAUCUGGGUCUUCAACAAGAAUUACACGCAGUACAUCCCCCUGUCCAUCUACGACCUGCAGACCUGGAUGGGCAGCCCUUCCAUCUUCGUCUACGACUGCUCCAACGCCGGCCUCGUCGUCAAGUCGUUCAAACAGUUUGCGCUCCAGAGGGAGCAGGAGCUGGAGGUCGCCGCCAUCAACCCCAAUCACCCCCUGGCCCAGAUGCCCCUGCCUCCGUCGAUGAAGAACUGCAUCCAGCUGGCCGCCUGCGAGGCCAACGAGCUGCUGCCCAUGAUCCCCGACCUCCCGGCCGACCUCUUCACCUCCUGCCUCACGACGCCCAUCAAGAUCGCCCUGAGAUGGUUUUGCAUGCAGAAGUGUGUCAGCCUGGUCCCCGGAGUGACUCUGGAUCUAAUAGAAAAGAUUCCUGGGAGGCUGAAUGACAGGCGGACACCUUUGGGAGAGCUGAAUUGGAUCUUUACCGCCAUCACGGACACCAUCGCCUGGAAUGUGCUGCCCCGAGACCUCUUCCAAAAGCUGUUCAGGCAGGACCUGCUGGUGGCUAGCCUUUUCCGGAACUUCCUGUUGGCGGAGCGGAUCAUGAGGUCGUACAACUGCACGCCCGUCAGCAGCCCGCGCCUGCCUCCCACUUACAUGCACGCCAUGUGGCAAGCCUGGGACCUGGCCGUUGAUAUCUGUCUCUCCCAGCUCCCCACCAUUAUCGAGGAGGGAACCGCGUUUAGGCACAGCCCGUUCUUCGCCGAGCAGUUGACGGCCUUCCAGGUGUGGCUCACCAUGGGCGUGGAGAACCGGAACCCGCCCGAACAGCUCCCCAUUGUGCUGCAGGUGCUGCUAAGCCAAGUGCAUCGACUGCGAGCCCUCGACCUCCUGGGGAGGUUUUUAGACUUGGGUCCCUGGGCAGUGAGCCUGGCCCUGUCGGUCGGGAUUUUCCCGUACGUGCUGAAACUGCUGCAGAGCUCGGCUCGAGAGCUCAGGCCCCUGCUGGUCUUCAUCUGGGCCAAAAUCCUCGCCGUGGACAGCUCGUGCCAGGCCGAUCUAGUGAAGGACAACGGCCACAAAUACUUCCUCUCGGUCUUGGCCGAUCCGUACAUGCCGGCCGAACACAGGACCAUGACAGCUUUCAUCCUGGCCGUGAUCGUCAACAGCUACAAUACCGGGCAGGAAGCCUGCCUUCAAGGGAACCUGAUCGCCAUCUGCCUGGAGCAGCUGAACGACCUGCACCCGCUGCUGCGCCAGUGGGUGGCCAUCUGCCUCGGCCGCAUCUGGCAGAACUUCGACUCGGCCCGGUGGUGCGGCGUGCGGGACAGCGCCCACGAGAAGCUCUACAGCCUCCUCUCCGACCCCAUCCCCGAGGUCCGCUGCUCGGCCGUCUUCGCCCUGGGCACCUUCGUGGGCAACUCCGCCGAGAGGACGGACCACUCGACCACCAUCGACCACAACGUCGCCAUGAUGCUGGCCCAGCUCAUCAACGACGGGAGCCCCGUGGUCAGGAAGGAGCUGGUGGUGGCCCUGAGUCAUUUCGUGGUUCAGUAUGAGAGCAAUUUCUGCACCGUGGCUCUGCAGUUCAUGGAAGAAGAGAAGAACUACCCCCUCCCUUCGCCGGCCACUGCAGAAGGCGGGAGCCUGACCCCCGUGCGCGACGGGCCGUGUACGCCCAGGUUGCGCUCCGUCAGCUCCUACGGGAACAUCCGCGCCGUCGCCUCCGCCCGCAGCCUCAACAAGUCGCUGCAGAACCUCAGCCUGACCGAGGAAGCCGGGAGCUGUGUGGCUUUCUCCCCAGGGAACGUGAGCACGAGCAGCAGCGCCAGCAGCACCUUGGGCAGCCCCGAGAACGAAGAGUACAUCCUGUCGUUCGAGACCAUCGACAAGAUGAGGCGCGUCAGCUCCUACUCCUCCCUCAACUCCCUCAUAGGGGUGUCUUUCAACAGUGUUUACACCCAAAUCUGGAGAGUCCUCCUCCACCUGGCCGCCGACCCCUAUCCCGACGUCUCCGAUUUGGCCAUGAAAGUGCUCAACAGCAUCGCCUACAAGGCCACAGUUAAUACCCGACCCCAACGCAUUCUGGACACGUCACCUCUCACCCAGUCCGCCCCAGCCAGCCCUACCAACAAGGGCUUACACAUUCACCAAGUAGGAGGGUCCCCUCCCACUCCCAGCACGAGCAGCUCCAGCCUCACCAACGACAUGACCAAACAGCCCAUCGCCCGGGACAUCGCUUCGGGCCGACCGGCCAACGUGGGCAGCAUCGGGGUGCAGUACACCCCCCACUCCCACCAGUUCCCCCGGACACGGAAAAUGUUUGACAAGGGCCCCGACCAGACCACGGACGACCCAGACGACACCGUGGGACACAAGAGUUUCAUCUCGGCCACGAUGCAGACGGGUUUCUGUGAUUGGAGCGCCAAAUAUUUCGCCCAGCCAGUCAUGAAGAUUCCGGAAGAGCACGAUUUGGAGAGCCAGAUCCGCAAGGAGCGGGAGUGGCGCUUUCUCCGGAACACGCGGGUCAGGAAGCAAGCACAGCAGAUCAUCCAGAAAGGGAUCACAAGGCUUGAUGAUCAGAUCUUCCUGAACAGGAAUCCUGGGGUCCCCUCUGUGGUCAAAUUCCACCCUUUCACCCCGUGCAUAGCCGUAGCCGAUAAAGACAGCAUUUGUUUUUGGGACUGGGAAAAGGGAGAGAAGCUGGAUUAUUUCCACAACGGAAAUCCCCGCUACACGAGGGUCACGGCCAUGGAAUACCUGAACGGGCAGGACUGCUCGCUCCUGCUGACCGCCACAGACGAUGGGGCCAUCCGGGUGUGGAAGAACUUCGCCGACCUGGAGAAGAACCCGGAGAUGGUGACGGCCUGGCAGGGAUUGUCCGACAUGCUGCCCACGACGCGAGGAGCCGGGAUGGUGGUGGACUGGGAACAGGAGACCGGGCUCCUCAUGACCUCGGGAGACGUUCGGAUCAUCCGCAUCUGGGACACGGAUCGGGAGAUGAAAGUGCAGGACAUCCCCACGGGAGCUGACAGCUGCGUGACCAGCCUGUCCUGUGACUCUCACCGCUCGCUCAUCGUGGCCGGGCUGGGUGACGGCUCCAUCAGAGUCUACGACCGGAGGAUGGCUCUCAGCGAAUGCCGGGUGAUGACUUACCGAGAGCACACGGCCUGGGUGGUGAAAGCCUACCUGCAGAAGCAGCCGGAAGGGCACAUCAUGAGCGUCAGCGUGAACGGAGACGUGCGUUUCUUCGACCCCCGGAUGCCCGAGUCGGUGAACGUCCUGCAGAUCGUGAAGGGGCUGACGGCCCUGGACAUCCACCCCCAGGCCAACCUCUUCGCGUGUGGCUCGAUGAAUCAGUUCACCGCCAUCUACAACAGCAACGGGGAGCUCGUCAACAACAUCAAAUACUACGACGGCUUCAUGGGUCAGAGAGUGGGGGCCAUCAGCUGCCUGGCAUUUCACCCUCACUGGCCUCACUUGGCGGUCGGAAGCAACGACUUCUACAUCUCCGUGUACUCGGUGGAGAAGCGAAUCAGAUAACAGGACCCUGCCGCCCUCCCCCCGCCCCACCCCCCGAGCCCACCCCCGCCCCAGGGACCGGCAGACUUACCGGCCUGCCCGCCGUUGUACAUAGAGAAACUAUCGACUUGAAUGUUUAGUGUUGGCUGCCGUCGCGACCUAUAACUUGAAUUCUUUUUCUCCUCCUCUCUUCCGACUUAGCUACUGAUGAUUUAAGGAGAAGACGGUUUGUCCGCUUUCCGUUGUUUCCGCUAGAAGGGCCGGAGAGUUCAGGAAAGGAAGGGGGCUUUUGCGUUCUUUUUAUUUUGGACAGUCGUUUCGGGGCGCCGGGGACUUAUGAAAGACGCUGCCUUCAGGGGGCGGCGGCGGAGAGGGGGCCGUGGGGUUGGUCUGGGGGAUGUUGCUUUGGUUUUUGUUUUCGGAAGCACAGGAGUUCGGUUCGUUUUCCGUCCGGCUGGAGCGCGGGGAAGAGACGAAGCCGCGGGACCCGGGUCCGGAUUCUCUCGGGACGCACCGGGGCCCCAUCCGGCCGUUGACCGGCCUAGCGAGGGGGUGCCGAGCUCGUCUCCCCGGGCUCCGGCGGAAACCAAGCCGGGCGCCGGCCGGUUGACCGGAAAAGGAAGCUGGGUUUCUUCCGAGACCUCUGGGGUUAAGACACGGCUCGCUCUUCCCUCCCCGCGGUCCCCCUGCCGUGCGGGAGGGCGAGAGAGCCCUCUCUGGGAGGCUUCGGGCUCGUCGGGAAGCGAGCGUGUGUGUGUGUGUAUAUAUAUCGGUGCGUCGCGGGGUGGGAGGAGGAGGAGACGCCUCUCUCCCCCCUCCAACCCCCCGACUGGUGCUCGCCGCGCCCCGCAGAACGCCGGACGGCCCAGAUCGCGGCCGCCCAACCCGCGCCGACCGGUAAAGCCGGACGCUUCCCCAGCGAGGGCGGCCGUGUGUCCGGCCGGGAGACGGAGAGCACGGCCGUGAUCUAGAGCCGUAGCGGCGGAGGACCCGGAGGGACGGACCUCGGUCUGGCGCGAGGCGGUCUCUGCUUCCCGGCGGAAACGAGGGAUGCGUCCCGCCGUCGGCGCCGAGGCGAGUGUCGUCGGACUCGGCCGCGGGUCCCGGUCAACGUCCGGACGGACGGACUCCCUCCCUUCAACCACCAGAGAGAUGGACCGGGCCCGGUGCCGCGAGCCCAGCUGCGAAGAAAGGCCGGCCUCACCACGGGGACGGUGUUUUUAAGCCACGUUUCCAUUUCUUCCCCCGCCGGGGAUCGAGGCCGUCCCAAGGGGCAGCGGGGUGGCCCGACGGGCCUUGCCGACGACUGGACCCGGCCCGUUGGCGGGGCCAAGCGCCGUGGCGACCGAGGCAGCCCUCGGUCCCGCGGCCGGUCUGCCUCGCGGAGGGGCGGCCGUCCGGAGGUGCGAUCCGAAGGACCGGACCGCCGGAACCGGGGAAGGCCGAAGCCCGGCGCCCAGGCCGGGGAGGGAAGGUCCGAGCGGAGCGACGCCCCGGCGGGCGGCUGGCGGGCGUCACCCCCGCCCCGGGGGGCCGGGCCGGGGGUCGGUGCAGCUUCCGACCCGCCCACGACCGAGUGACCACGGGAAGACACGGGACGGUUUUUAAAUCCCGCCGUCCGCCCCCGAGCUCAGACCGCCGCCUGGCACCACGUAAAUGGUGCCGGAGGAGGAGGAAGAGGAGGAAAUGAGAACCUUGCUUCUCCCACGCUCCCCCUCACCCCGAUUCCCCCGCACUCUGGCCCGGCCGGGCGCCCAUUUUUUAAGUAGCUCUGCGGGUUCGCUUUUGACUCAGUCCGUUUGCGUGCGCGUGGGGCCGAGUUCUCACAGGUUUGAUGCGGAAAUCCAAUCAUGAAGUUAACCGAGGCUCGAGGGAGCGCCUACCUGAAGGUUCUCACUUAUCUCUAUUUAUUUUACAAAAACGAAAACGAGACAAAAAAAAUACACACACACACACAAAAAAAGAAAACCAAACGGACUCUGGAAAAGCAAACAUGAAAUUGUAAUGUGAGAGUCAAGAGUAAUUCCAGACAAUAAACUUAAUAAAAAAGAAAUGCCCAAAUGUC